UGCCCCAAGACAAACCACGUUAAAAUAACACCCAGGAGAGCUGCCGUCUGCUGUCUCUGCCUCCCUUCCCUGCUGGCCGAUAGCUCUGCCUGGGGCUGGCUGUCCGGAGUUGGGGGCAGUUAGAGCUCUGUGUGUGUCCCUGUGGGCGGGGUCAGCGCGGGCAGGUCCCCUCUGCUGAUAAACAAGGCCAGAGAGAGACCCAGAGGCUGGCACUCUCGGCGCCACAGCCUGCCCCCCUGCUUCCCACACAGCCCUGCGGGACUCAUAGCCGGCCUGUGGCAUGGUGUCUGGAGGCGGACCAGCAACCUGAUGUGCAUGCCACGGCCCGUCCCCUCUCCCCACACAGAGCUGCAGUAACAGAGACGUUCCCAGAGCUGCGGCGGCACAGUGACAGUGACACAGAGCAGACGACACCCAGUGGAUUCCCGGUGCCCUUGGAAUAAGAGGCACAGCCCUCAGCCUACACGGUUUUCAGCCUUGAGAGCACACCCGAGGAGCAGCCGCUGAGCCAUGGCUGAAGGGGAAAUCACAACCUUCAUGGCCCUGACGGAGAAGUUCAACCUGCCUCCGGGGAAUUACAAGAAGCCCAAACUCCUCUACUGUAGCAACGGGGGCCACUUCCUGAGGAUCCUUCCUGAUGGCACAGUGGAUGGGACAAGGGACAGGAGCGACCAGCACAUUCAGCUGCAGCUCAGUGCGGAAAGCGUGGGGGAGGUGUAUAUAAAGAGUACCGAGACUGGCCAGUACUUGGCCAUGGACACCGACGGGCUUUUGUACGGCUCAACACCAAAUGAGGAAUGUUUGUUCCUGGAAAGGCUGGAAGAAAACCAUUACAACACCUACACAUCCAAGAAGCACGCAGAGAAGAAUUGGUUUGUGGGUCUCAAGAAAAACGGAAGCUGUAAACGCGGUCCCCGGACUCACUAUGGCCAGAAGGCAAUUUUGUUUCUCCCCCUGCCAGUCUCCUCUGAUUAAAGAAAUCUCUUCUGGGUGCCGACCACUCCAGAGGAGGCUGAGGGGUCCUCACCCAGCUGACCCCGGGUUGUUCCCUUGACUACUGGCUGCGCUAACCCCUGGCCCACAGAGCCUGAAUUUGUAAGCAGUGCGCUUCUAACUGCCCGGUCACUUUUUUGCAGAGCCUUUUACCCCAGCACGGUUUCAAACAGAGGGAUCAAAUAGCUCCUAGGGGCCAACUGGCUUGCUGGUCUGGGUGUGUGGAUGCCCUGUUGCCUCUGGGCACCUGCUGUAGGCUGAGACUCUCAAUGCAAAGGUGGGGCCAAAUGAAGUGUGUUCAGAGAGCUGCCACGGGGUCAACAGAAACCACAUACAAUUCCCUCUACUGAGUAAAUCCUGUCCAUGAUUCUCCCAAACACCUGGCAUGAUGCCCUUCUAUCCUUUGAACACCCCACAAAUAUUAGCAGAGAAGCUUAUGGCUAGGUUAGGGGAAGGCAGUGUUCCAUGAGUAGAAACUAGGAUGAAGAAAAUCCUCCCUGGAGAAGAGAAUGGAUUAAAAUGACAAAGGGAGAUUGGGUUCGGGUGGACAGCUUAGAAGGAUGGGCUUUCAUUGCAGAAUCAAUGACGGAUGGGAGGCUCAGCCCACAGGAAAGCAGAAUAAACGCAUAGCAUUGGGAGUCAUUACAAUGCCGUGACUUUCCCAAGAUAAUUCCGCAGCAGGAAGCUCCUGGAUGAUGUCAGACGGACAGCAGAAGUGGGUUCUUGAUAAAAGCAAAAACAUCAGAUGUUGGUAAAUUCAUUUGGGCCUGAGGUGUGGAAGUGCUGAGAAAGAAAGGAAACAUGGGUUGGGGGGACGUUUUCCUCUAAAGAGGUUGACUCUAGACAAGAGAAGGAAAGAUAGAGGGACACCAUGAUUUGUGCCUGGUCCCCAGAGAGCAGAGGCUUUGGGGGUCCUGGGCAAUGCUUACAAAUCACAUGCAGAUGGUUUUUGAGUGUGGGUUCUGGUUCAGUGGGUCUGGGGUGCAGUCUGUGCAUUUCUAACAAGCCCCCAGGGGCUACGGAUGCUGCUGCCUUCCCCCGCCCCACCCCCACUUUAAGUAGCAGAGCUCUGAAGCAUGCUGUCCAGAGGAAGGGGGCCCAAGGCCCCCGAGCCUCUCUCGCCUUGCGCUUAAAAACACACACCCCAUGAGCCUUCCUGAACACUCAGGCAGCAUCAGCAACAGUUACGCCUGUGUUAAGGAACAUGGAUUUAAGGCGCUUUCGGCCCAGUGCCUAUAAAAUACCCAUUUAGAAGAUACACAAAAGCAUACUUCAAAAAUGUUAAAUCCUCACAAACAGCUUUUCUCAAGAGACCAUUUGUGUUACGAUUACUUGUAUAAAUAUGCUUCCUGCUUAAAGUAAACUUGACCCAAGUGGCUAGCAAAUUAGAAACACCAUUCAUCUCCGACACAUGAUACUGUUGCCAUGUAAAGGUCUUUAAUAAGCCAUUUAAAUUUACUGUGAGACUGUAUGUUUUAAUCACAUUUAUAAAUAUAUGGCUCCCAGGCAGUUAACUGAUUAGCAUUCAGCCACUGAGAAUGAUAAUCAUAGGAUCUGAUGUAUAAACUCUUCAAUUAUCUACUACUCAUACCACAUGUACCUAUAAAAAGAGAUUGUACUUCAUUUGUAA
Molecule: messenger RNA, 2623 nt
Organism: Suricata suricatta (meerkat)
Lineage: Eukaryota; Metazoa; Chordata; Mammalia; Carnivora; Herpestidae
Gene: FGF1
Product: fibroblast growth factor 1
Exons: 4
Coding region: 511-975 (154 amino acids)
Biological process (GO): positive regulation of gene expression; positive regulation of protein phosphorylation; regulation of cell migration
Cellular component (GO): cytoplasm
Molecular function (GO): fibroblast growth factor receptor binding; growth factor activity
Source: RefSeq, a predicted model, not a curated record